AAAUAAACAACUGCAAAAUAACUUGCUAUGGGAUUUGAUGAAGGAAGUAUCAUUUUAAAUAGUGAAAAUGAAACUUAUUUUGCGGGACAGACUAUUUUUGGCAAAUUGGUGUUCCAGCAAGACAAGGUCAAAACGUUUAGGGGUUUAUACGUUAAAAUGAAAGGAUUUUGCAAAGUUCACUGGACCACAUCUCACACUGAAGAGGUCAACAAUCGUCGGCACACUCGGACAGAAAAUCAUGAUUCUUAUGAAGAAUAUUUUAGCAGAAAAGUAUUUCUACUUGGUGGAGAAAGUGGUGAAUAUCACUUGCAGCCUGGUAAACAUGAGCUUCCAUUUGACUGCCCCAUCCCAGCUAACUGCCCAUCAUCCUUUGAGGGUAAAUAUGGUCAUGUGCGAUAUGAGAUCAAAGUAGUAGUUGACCGUGCAUUCAAGUUGGAUCAAGAGAAGAAAAAGCAAAUAAGGGUUAUUGCACCUUUGGAUCUGAACUUUGAUCCAUACUGUAAGGAACCAAUGCAGUUUGAUAUAGAGGAUACAUACUGCUGUUGCUGCAUGGGCAGUGGGUCCAGUGCGACAGUUGUGAAAUUGCCAGUGUCUGGCUACUGUCCCGGACAGACAAUACCUAUUGAGCUAAGUUGUUCUAAUCAAGGUGGAGUAGAAAUAGAACGGAUAUUGAUGGCUAUUCAGAAGAGAAUCACAUACCAUGCAGUAAAUGUUCCGGAUACAAAGCAUGAGGAGUCUACGGUGCUGGAAAUGAAGAAAGGUCCAGUUCCCGGAGAGAGCACACGCAGCUGGAUGGUGGACAUGGAGGUGCCCGCUAUAGAUGUGUACAACAUGGGACCUUGCAGAUUUAUUGAUAUUGAAUAUGACUUUAAGGUAACGGUAGUCCCGGAGGGUUGUCACAGUAACAGUGAAGACAGGAGAUCGAUCAGAAUCGGCACUGUACCUCUCAUGGGGUACCAGGACAACAUCCCCAACCCUCUACAGGACCAGAUGCCACAAGUCAUGCCAAUUAUGAACCAACCCCCGCCAACUGUCCGUCCAUUUACAAACUCCUAUCCGAACCAAAACUCACCUUAUCCUAAUCAAAAUACACACUAUACUAGUCCCAAUCCACCAUAUCCAGUACCCAAUCCAUCUCCAUACCCAAAUAACACACCACAAACAAAUCAACCAUCAUACCCCGGUAUGAACCAACCUUAUCCAGUUCCAAACGGUCAAAACCCACCGUAUCCAGUUGUUUCUCCAACUCAAAAUACACCAAAUCCAGGCAAUUAUCCACAAAUUUCUCCCCGAGUAUCUCCAUAUCCGGAUAGAGCAAACAGUCCUAUGUUGAAGACUGGUACAAUUGGGUUUACUGUACCAAAUGUUCCUGUACCAUCUCUACCUCCCGGAAUAAAUGUACCAUAUCCUUUAACUCCUCCAAACAAUCCGUACGCAACAGCAUCUGCACCUGAACCGGCAACACCUGAUGAUGGACAAAAGUCACCUUUAGUGCCAAAAGAGCCAACAGUGAUGCCCUACCCACCUUACAAUCCUGAAUAUAUGGAUAAAAUGGAACAAAAUAAAUAA
Messenger RNA from Papilio machaon (common yellow swallowtail), 1569 nucleotides. RefSeq names its product arrestin domain-containing protein 17. The record is from RefSeq and is a predicted model, not a curated record. Lineage: Eukaryota; Metazoa; Arthropoda; Insecta; Lepidoptera; Papilionidae. The coding region runs from base 28 to 1569 and encodes 513 amino acids. The transcript has 8 exons. Gene Ontology annotation, biological process: protein transport. Gene Ontology annotation, cellular component: cytoplasm.